AUGACGGUCAGGGUGUCUGAGCCUGCGGCUGCGAAGCCAGAGUCUCAGCCCGGCGGGGGCGUGGCUGGAUGUCGACGUCCAGACGCCUCUGAUGGUUCGGAGCCUGCAGACGCGGCCUCCCUUCCACGAGGAGCCACAUCCUUUCCCGGCUUCGAGGCCGAAACCAAGCAGAAGUCAGGACGGAGCUCGAGGGCUGAGGACUGGUUCAGCCCCGGCGAUUACCUCACACUGACGGGAUUUGGAAGGUGCCAGUGCCCAAGCCGAUCGCACUCCCUGAUUGGUGCCGAGUUGGUUGCGGAUGUUGGAGACCGCGGUGGCCGCGAGGUGGCGGCCCCGACUCGCACAUGUGGGCAGGGGAAGAGUGGGAAGCUGGCGGCGAGCCGGGGGCGGCACUGGCCUCCAGAGCCCGAGGCCAAGGCGGGCCUCGCGGGCAACGACGGAGCAGGGAUCGGUGCCUCCCGGUCAGACUGGAGACGCGGCCAGAAAUGGUGCUACCCAGCUCACGCCUGGGCCUUGGAACCGGGACUUCUUCAAGUCCUUCUAGCUCUGACUCAAGAACAUGCUGCAUUCUGGAACCACUUCACGACCCGACUCAGGAAUCGGCUCCGGAAGGUGAAGCUCCAGGAGCGAGAGCGGCCUGACAGCACCACCGUCGGCACGAGCCCCGCGGCGACCGUCACCCCCCGCCUGACAGCGUCAUCCCCGUGGCCACCCUGCCGUGGCCGGGCCACCACCAGCCGCCACGCCCCAGCGCCCCUCACCCUCUUUCUCUUCUAUCUUUCCUCUGGUCUCUCAUUUCCUUUCUUUGCUUUCCUUUGUGCCCGGGACACGCAAAGCCGCCAUGACUCUGUUUCCCCGUCCCUUCCGUACUCAAUUUGCACUAAGUCGUUUGCACUGGUUUGGAGUCAUGGAACCGGCCUCGAGUCCCCGAGCGAGUGUGCAAGCCAACUGCUGAGUGUGCUGGCCUCUGCGGCCCGCCCCGCGCCCGGCGCCCUCCUGCCACCCACCUCGGGGGGCUGCCUGGGUGCAGCCGUGUGUGGGAGGCCCCAACCCCCCCUCGCCUGGUCUGCAAGCCCCUGGCACGGAGCGCCCUCCUGCAGCUCCGCGGUAGAGCCCCUCGCCGGUGCCCCUCCCCACCAGGGCUUCACCAGAAGCCUUGGCCUCAUCAAUAAAUACAGUUACAGCAAUUUGUCUCAGGGACUCUGGAAUCCGAGCUGUUUGCCUGGGGGUGGGGGGCGCCUUGGGCUGGGGGAGGUGGGCACGGGGGGGUCGGGCCCCUCCACCAGCCCCCGAGGCACCCCGGGGCUGUGGGCAGUGCUCAGGGACAUGCGGCUGCGGUGGUCUCCAGGCCCCCUGGCCCGAGAGAUGAAGAAACCCGUCUCUUAG
Molecule: messenger RNA, 1386 nt
Organism: Mustela erminea (ermine)
Lineage: Eukaryota; Metazoa; Chordata; Mammalia; Carnivora; Mustelidae
Exons: 8
Coding region: 1-1386 (461 amino acids)
Source: RefSeq, a predicted model, not a curated record